CAUAAUUAUAGAAAACUUAUUAAUAAAUAUUGGGUUGAUAUGUAUGCCAAAAUAGAAUCAGAACGGCUUUUAUUUAUACGAAAUAAUCAGUCAAAAUUAAGAGCGGAAGAUUACAUUCAUUUACGUGAUGCUAUAGAAAAUGACGGUCAUGUGAAUGACAUUGGACAACUUUAUAUUUUACCUUCUUCAUUUACAGGAGGUCCAAGAUACAUGCACGAAAAAACUAUGGAUGCCAUGACUUACGUUCGUAAUUUUGGAACUCCAAAUUUGUUCAGUACAUUUUACAAGUAAUCCAAAUUGGACGGAAAUAAAAAGAGAACUCAAACAUGGUCAAACCCCACAAGACAGACACGAAAAUACCUUCAAAAAUAAUACAGGAAAACUUUUUUGUGUGGAUAUAUUUGAUGCUACGGGAGAAAUACGUCUCACCGCUUUUAAUAACGAUGCCGAAAAUGUGUGCUCAAUUUUCAAGAAAGACCAGAUUUUUAGCAUAGUAAAUGGAAAAAUUAACAAAGCUAAUAAAUUAUACAAUUGCCUUAAUCAUAAUUAUGAAAUUAUAAUGGGACCUAUGACAAUUAUUACUCAAAUAGAAGAUACAUCGGAUGUAGUUCCAACACACGUCACUCUUAUGACGUUUGAUAGUAUUAUAUCAUUAAAUAAUGAUGCGAUAGUUGACACUAUUGGAGUAAUAAUUCGCAUAGAAGACAUAGUAGACAUUGUGAAGCCAACCAAAACACUGAAACUACGAGAUGUUAUAAUAGCAGAUAAUACUGGAAUCGAGAUUACACUUACGCUAUGGAACGAAGAAGCUUCUGUAUUUAGUGGAAAAAUAGAAGACGUUCUUUCAGUUGAGAAGGGUAAAUUAGUUGUUUAUAAAAAAGGUAAAAAAUUAUCUGUAACGCAGUCUACGGUUAUACAAACUAACCCUAAUUGGCCUGAAAAAGAAGUGUUAAAAGAAUGGUAUAAAAAGGAGGGCCAAUAUCAAGUCAAUAGAAUGGAUUUAACACAAUCAUCGUCAAUCGAUAACACUACGUUAAAUCAAUCAGAUAACGCAUAUUUAACAUCAGUAGAUGAUAAGAUUUUUUCACACAUAGUGAAAGACGAAAAGUCUACGAAACGUCGUUUUGACGAGAUAUACGUCCUCCAAGAACAGCUGCAAAGUGAAAUUACUGAACUUACAUUUAAAAAAAUUAGAUUAAAUCUCGAACGUCAAGUGGUAGAGAAUAGGAUUAUUAAUAGAAGACAAAAAGACAUUGAUUAUUAA
Messenger RNA from Metopolophium dirhodum (rose-grain aphid), 1264 nucleotides. Its product is annotated as replication protein A 70 kDa DNA-binding subunit-like. Lineage: Eukaryota; Metazoa; Arthropoda; Insecta; Hemiptera; Aphididae. Bases 560 to 1264 code for a protein of 234 amino acids. The transcript has 7 exons. The record is from RefSeq and is a predicted model, not a curated record.